AUGGCACCUGUCGCCCUCAACGACAGUCGCAUGCCGCAGAAUGGCGGUGCAGCCGCUGCAUCCUCCUCAUCAAGGCCAUAUCAACCUCUCGGCCAUGUCCCUGUCUACACUGCCGCCGACUUCCCUAAACCGAGGCCAGUCCCAAACCUCAACUAUCGCACUUCCACAUAUUGGAACUCGGAAUGUCCCAUCGCCAUCGACAAUGGCUCUAGCGAGCUUCGUGCCGGCUUUGCUCUCUCCGAUGCCGCCGACCGAACCUCGCUCUCGCAGCAACCAUUCUUCGCAUACGACAACCUCAUCUCCAAAGUUCGCGAUCGCAAAAAGAACCUUACCAUGCUUCUGGUCGGAACCGACGUCUACGCUGACGGUCUCUCCAGAAGCUCGAUCCGCAGUCCAUUCGAUAAUGACGUCGUGACCGGAUGGGAUGCCAUGGAGAUCGUUCUCGACUAUACCUUUUCCAAUCUCGCCAUCGACACGGACAGAGUACAGCAUCCGAUCUGCAUGACCGAAGCGCUCUGCAACCCAGCUUACAGCAGAGGCAUCAUGAACGAGCUCAUGUUCGAAGCGUAUCAGGUGCCAUAUGUCAACUAUGGUAUCGAUGCUCUCUUCUCAGCUUAUCAGAACAAUGUGGGGCAAGAUGCGCUCGUAGUAUCUUCAGGUCGAUCCAGCACUGUCGUCAUCCCCACCGUCGCAGGAAAAGGCAUCCUCAACAACUCCAAACGUCUUGCUUGGGGUGGCGCACAAGCUUCCGACCUCCUCUUGCGAUUGAUACAACUCAAAUACCCCGGUUUCCCUGCCCGUGUCACACCUUGGCAAGCGCAGAAUAUGCUCGAAGAGCUCUGCUACGUUUCCGAGGACUACGCAUCCGAUAUCAAAGGCAUGGCUAUGAUGCCUGCCUCUCACAAAUCCUACAACCCUACCAGCUGGACUCCUAUGGAAAAAGCCGACGUCAUCAUUCAGUUCCCCUUCCAAGAUGCACUUCCCGAGCAAAAGUCACAAGAAGAGCUUCGCGCUCAAGCUGAACGUCGUAAAGCUGCUGGAGAUCGUUUGCGAGAACAAACUCGCAAGAUGCGUCUCGAAAAGAUGAUGCAGAAGGAAAACGACCUGAAAUAUUACCAGCAGCUAAAAGAGUUCAAGGGCAAGGAACGUAAAGCCGAAUACCUCAAACGUCUCGAGAAUGACGGCUUUGAUAGCGAACAGGCUCUGGACAAGAUGAUCAACAAGAUCGAAGGUGCUCUCAAACGAUUCCGUGCCAAAGAACUCGGCGAGGAAUACAUUCAAGAUGAGAAGCAAGAAGUGCCUACUUUUCCUCUCGUCGAUGUUCCCGAUGUCGACCUGGAUGAAGAAGGAAUCAAAGAGAAACGCAAACAACGUCUCAUGAAAGCAGGCUAUGACGCUCGACUUCGCGCAAAAGCAGAGAAAGCCGAAGAGAAGCGUCUCGAAGAGGAAGCGCUCAAACGGGACGAAGAUGAACGAGUCAACAAUCCCCGCCUCUGGUCCGCUAAGAUGCGAAAGGAGUACGACGAUGCGAUCAACAAGAUCAAAGAGCGUAAGCGAAUGAAGGAGAUGCUUUCCGAUCGGAAAUCGCUGGCUGCGCAACAGAGGAUGAAAAAUAUCACUGCCCUCGCUUCCGAUGCUCCAGGAAGUGGAAGUGCAACACCGACAGGAGGAAGGAAGAGGAAGAAAGGUGGAGAUGAAGAUACCUUUGGUGCCAAUGAUGAUGAUUGGGCUGUUUAUCGAGAGAUCCAAAACGCCGAUGAUUCGGAAGAAGAGGAAGAGGCGUAUAACCAUCUUUCGACAAUCGAGAAUCGAUUGUUGACGCUCGAUCCCACUUUUGGACCUGACGACACCUACGCCGCCAGAUUGGCGAGGAAGAAUCGACUCACGCUUACAUUCUUCAAUGGUCCCGGUGGAGGAGAGCAAGCCUCCGUUGCACCCACAGGCACUCUUGCCACUGCAGCAACGGCAAACGACACUGAUCCGACGAAAGCGGACACAGAUCCAGAAUGCAUCAAACGACAGCACCAACUGCAUCUCAACGUAGAACGUAUUCGUGUUCCUGAAGUACUCUGGCAGCCGUCCAUUGCAGGCUUGGACCAAGCUGGGUUGGAUGAGAUCUGUUCGCAUGUCGUGCAUUCCUUUGAUCCUGAUGUACGCGCGAGGAUGUUGCAGAACAUUUUUUGUACUGGCAGGCAUACCGGCUAUAAGGGAUUCCAGCAGAGGUUGUAUUCGAGUAUCAGGGCAAUUCAGCCCAGUAACGUUGUCGUCAAGGUGAGAGCGGCGAGAGAUAAGAGGUUUGAUCCCUGGAAGGGUGUCGCGAAAUGGUGUGUGUGGGAGCAAGACUUAUUUACACGUACAGCGGUGACCAAGGCCGACUACGAAGAGAAGGGCAAGGAGUGGUUUAAAGAGCAUCCAUUCAGUGCUAACUGGAAGUGA
Ustilago hordei is the source of this 2436-nucleotide messenger RNA. RefSeq lists its product as uncharacterized. Gene Ontology annotation, biological process: regulation of DNA-templated transcription. Gene Ontology annotation, cellular component: cytoplasm; Ino80 complex. The coding region runs from base 1 to 2436 and encodes 811 amino acids. Lineage: Eukaryota; Fungi; Basidiomycota; Ustilaginomycetes; Ustilaginales; Ustilaginaceae. The record is from RefSeq and is a predicted model, not a curated record. The transcript has a single exon.